GCCAGACGGCUCUUCCAGGGCAGUGGGGGGAUCCCAGGCGUCUUCGUCCCCCCCCCCCCCCGCCUUAUGUGCUAGCGUGGACGAGGGGGUCAAAGGCUGGGGGAAAGGGGGCAAAAUGACUUCGGUCCCGGUAGUGGGCUCGAGCGAUGCCCAGACGGACGGCGGCUGGAACGGGAGCCGCGGGGCAGAGCCUUGGCCGGCCGACAACCGGUCCUUCCCGGCGGCGCCGGCCAACUUCUCCAACCAGUUCGUGCAGCCGUCGUGGCGCAUCGCGCUGUGGUCCCUGGCUUACAGCCUCAUGGUGGCCGUGGCCGUCUUCGGGAACCUGAUCGUGAUCUGGAUCAUCUUGGCCCACAAGCGCAUGAGGACGGUGACCAACUACUUCCUGGUCAACCUGGCUUUCUCCGACGCCUCCGUGGCCGCCUUCAACACGCUGGUCAACUUCACCUUCGCCCUGCACGGCGAGUGGUACUUCGGUGAAGCCUACUGCCGCUUCCAGAACUUCUUCCCCAUCACCGCCGUCUUCGCCAGCAUCUACUCCAUGACCGCCAUCGCCGUGGACAGAUAUAUGGCCAUUACUGAUCCUCUAAAGCCCAGACUUUCUGCCACUGUUACUAAAGUGGUGAUUGCAAGCAUAUGGAUUCUGGCAUUUCUGCUCGCCCUCCCUCAGUGCCUCUUUUCAAAGACUGAAGUGAUGCCCAGAAGGACACUGUGCUAUGUCUCUUGGCCAGGUGGCAUUAAACAGCGUUUCACAUACCAUGUCUCUGUGAUUGUCCUGGUGUACUGCUUCCCACUGCUUGUCAUGGGGAUCACUUAUACAAUUGUUGGAAUCAGCCUUUGGGGAGGUGAAAUCCCAGGAGAUACAUCAGACAAAUACCAGGAGCAGCUGAAAGCAAAGAGGAAGGUGGUAAAAAUGAUGAUUGUCGUCGUGCUGACAUUUGCAGUCUGCUGGCUCCCCUACCACAUUUACUUUAUAGUUACUGGCAUCUAUGAGCAGUUGAACCGGUGGAAAUACAUUCAGCAAAUCUAUCUAGCCACGUUUUGGCUGGCUAUGAGUUCUACCAUGUACAAUCCCAUUAUCUACUGCUGUCUCAACAAGAGGUUCCGAGCAGGUUUCAAGAGAGCUUUCCAAUGGUGUCCUUUCAUUAAAGUAUCUAGCUAUGAUGAACUGGAGCUGAAGUCAACCAGGUUCCAUCCAACCAGGCAAAGUAGCUUAUAUACUGUUUCCAGAAUGGACUCCAGCAUGACUGUCGUGUUCGACGCCAGUGUCAAAGAAAGCACCAAGUCCAGCCGGAGGAAAAAAAACCCUCCACAGGAAGCCAGUUUUAAUGGCUGUUCCCGGAUGAGUUCCAAAACCACUUCCUCAGUCUCAAGUUACAUCACCUCCCCGUGUACAUCUGUGGAUGAGUACUCCUGAACCCACGUGAAAUUAUUCAAUGGAUGGUGAAGAAUGCAGUGAAGAAAUGAGACAGUGCUGCUCUGCCUCAGAAUCAAACCCCCAGGCUUCUGAGGGGCGACGGCAUAGGUCCCAAAUGCUGACUGCAUGUAGAUAUACGUGUGUCAUCCUAAGCCUUUUUAUUUACUCAUUUGGGCCCAACUUUGGACUUUGUGUUCUGGGAGGAAAAAAAAUGAGCUACCUACCUGCAGGGUUCCCAGCUCUGGAUUGGGAAAUACCUCGAGAUUUCGGGGAUACAGCCUGAAGGGAUUUGAUGAGGGGAGGGACUCCGCAGGGCAUAAAGCCAAUCCACCACGCAAAACGGCCAUUUUCUCUCGGUGAACUGAUCUCUGUCACCUCAAGAUAAGUUGUAAUAGUGAAAUAUCUUUAGCCACCAUUUGGAGAUUGGCAACCCUGACUCCUGUUUACAUCUGCAUAAGGAAACAAGGCCAAGCUAUCAACAGGAACGUUUUGCAGGAAUCGUACAGUACAUAUCCAUAACAGAUAUCUGACCAUUGUCAUUGAUUCAGACGGCUGUCGGUUCUCAUCUGAGUUGUAGGACUGCAAAACUGGCCAGUUAGGAAGGCAUUAAAAUUGGUAGGUUUCUCCUAUUCAAUUAAAUUACUACAGAACAUUUUUUAAAAAAUGGCCUACAUUUAGAGAGAGAAAGGACCUGACGUCUGCUGAAUCAGACUACUGGUUCAUCUAGCCUAGCAUCAUCAAUGCUGACUAACAGCAACACUCUGGGAUCUCAGGCACAGGUUCCCCGAGCCUGCUACCCUUUGCUUGGCAAUCCCAGGGACUGGGACUGGGAAAUUUUCAUGCAAUACAUGUUCUCUCACACUGAACUACAACUCCUCCCUCCUUGGCUGACCUAUCCUGGGGCACAGCUGGAGUUAGACCAGCACUGAAUGCAGAAGCAGAUGGCCUGUCUUCUACAGAGUUCUCAGGUCAUGAAUCUGAGAUUUGCUUUGUGCCUUUAAAAUGACCGGCAAAUUGGGAAAUGUGGCGAUCUGGGCUUCUCUGGUACACUCUUCCUAGUCUUCAUAUGAGAUUCCCUUUCCCACCUGCUGUGCAGGACAUCUGAACUAUUUUUGGUGGGAAUAUGGAUGGAAGGAAGGAUCAGGAAGACACUGGCAGAAGAAGCCAUUGCUGUCACAUCUCUCUGUUAGUAGAGUUUCAAAGACAGACAGCAAAUCUCCUCUCUGAAAGCUACUAAAUUCUCCACUCGUAAGAUAAGUGAAGUUAUGACUGAAAACUGUUGGUGAGCUUGUCUGUAUAUCUUCAAUUCCCAUCAUCUGCUUCACUUGCCAAAAGUAGGCAACGUUUGCCUUUCAAAUAGCAGUAAUAUUUAGAAGAGAGAAAAGUCAGUGAGAAGGGAGCCACGAAGAUACAGGACAUUCUGAUCUCAAUGACUGGUAGCAGGGCCGUCUUAACAGCACUAUAGGCCCUUGGGCAAAGCAAUGCGUAAGAUACGUACAUGCACAUGUGGUUGCAGAGGUGAUACUAAAUCAGAGGCGAAUGUCAAUGUCCACUUGUUAUCAUAAAAAUUAAUGUUAAUAUUGUUCAUUAUCUUUAGUAAAACACUUGCUAAAUAUGCAUUUUUCAAUAACAAAUAUUUAUAGUGUAAUAUAGUGCAGUAUUUAUUGACAGCAAGUCACAACACACAUAGAUUAGCAUGGGACCCCUAAGCUUGUGGGAUCCCAAGCAACUACUCAGUGUGCCCAUGCAUUAAGAUGGCCCUGGCUGGUAGGCUAAGUGGGAAGCCAUACACGGUCCAAGGACUAUACAUAGCUGAUCACUGACCUUUACCAGCAUUUUCAGCUUUUUCUGGUGAUUUGAGUCACCAUUUGAAUGACUGUUUCAUCCAGCUUUAUUCAAGCAGUUGUGCACACCAGUAACACAUUGCAGGAAAACUUAGCAGUCCUCCCCAUACACUUGAUAUAGUCCAUGCAUCUUGUGUUUUUAAGCUGCACUAAGAUCACAUGGAAGGAUUUGUGCCAAAGGUGCCAAACCACACUACCUAAUUUGAGAAGAAAGGUAUAUAACACAAUUUUAAGACAAAUUCUGACUACUAAAGUGCCACACAGCAGUCAUACACAGUGACCAACAGGUAGUGUAAAGUGCCAUCAAGUCAUAGCUGGUUUAUGGCAGUCCUGUAGGGUUUUCAAGGCAAUAGAUUAAUGGAGGUUGUUUGCCAUUGCCUGUCUCUGUAUAGCAACCCUGAACUUCCUUGAUGGCCUCCCAGGCUGACCCUGCUUAGCUUCCAAGAUUUGACAAGAUCAGGCUUCCCAGGGCCAUCCGUCAGGGGAAAAGUUCAGCACAGCCGCCAGACACAGUGACCACCAGACUCUACAUCAAAAUCAGCUGUUAACAUUGUUGAUAAAUAUGAAUAUGUUUACAUUGUUGAGAACAGUUAUUCUACUUCAAACUAGUUUGUUUGUACAGGUUUAAAUAUUGUAAUAUUUUUAAAGUAUAUGUCUUUACACAUGUGCAAUAUUACAAGAUCAAAAGAUACAAAAUAGAAAAAGUGACAAAGAGGAGUUUGUUCUUGAAGCUUUUUUUAUUGCUACUGAUGUAUGCUGGAAACAUUUGCUUUACAGUAUUCUGAAACUUAAUAUUAGAAUGUUGCUGCCUUGUCAAGAGAUGCCCUUAGUCCCAGAUACCAUGUUAAUCACAAAUUUCAUAUAUAAGGCCCUUUAUUAUUCUAGUACAUGAUAUAUUUUAUUGGUCUGUAUGCUCUAUUGCUCACUUGCUGAAGGCACAAACAGACAUGAAGAUGACAAUAAAUCUCCAUCUAUCUUUGAAGGCAAAUUUUACAUCAGCACAGCCCAUGCAGGAAAAGGAGAAAAGAUUUACCCUUCAACUACAACUUGGUUUUGUACCCUAUGGAAAAAGGGAGGGAGGGGAAAGGAUAGGUUUUGAAGUACACAUCUGUAAGAGUACCUUUGUUUUAGUUAGUGAAACCAAACAACACUAAAAGAUGUUAUGUUCUGAAAGGUCAUAUGUGGCAGCAUCUGGAUUAAGGAACAGCCCUGCUAUGUAUGGUAAUACUAAGUAAUUACUGGUACAAUUGUUUGUUUAACAGCCAAACUUGAAGUCUCAAAGAUUCUGCUUUUUUUUUUCCUUCAUGGUCUUUGGAGAUAUAUAGGUGCAUCUAAUUAACUGAAAAUCACUUCUAUACAAAAUAAGCUAUGUGAUGCGCUCAAAGAAAAUCUAAUCCAUCUACAACUGGCCCAUUCAUUUUAGUUCCCAUCAGACUUUCUACAGGGAUAAAUAUUAAAGUAGUGGAUCAUCCUAUUCCAUAUUGUCAGAUGUGUUCCUACAGAAGCUUGAUGUUAGGAGCCAGCAGAGAAUCUCUGUUGCCAACCACAAUAAACAUUUUUCUUCUGCUCCAAGGAGAGCUAUUUCAUUUGAGACUCUAGUAGACAGACUGUGACCUGACACAUUAUUUUCUGGUUCUUUCUGAUUGUGUACAUUUUUCAGAGUAAGAAGAAUUAAAUUACAUUUCAAGGUCUAGACCACUGCAUUAAAAAUUGGCAAGCAACUAAAAUU
Sphaerodactylus townsendi is the source of this 4990-nucleotide messenger RNA. It is a transcript of the gene TACR3, whose product is annotated as tachykinin receptor 3. The transcript has 5 exons. Gene Ontology annotation, biological process: positive regulation of flagellated sperm motility; G protein-coupled receptor signaling pathway. Gene Ontology annotation, molecular function: tachykinin receptor activity. The record is from RefSeq and is a predicted model, not a curated record. Gene Ontology annotation, cellular component: plasma membrane; sperm midpiece. Bases 116 to 1417 code for a protein of 433 amino acids. Lineage: Eukaryota; Metazoa; Chordata; Lepidosauria; Squamata; Sphaerodactylidae.